UUCAUGCGAGUAAUUACUUAAAAGAGUAGAAAGCAAUUAGUUGAUCAAUGGAUCAGAUGGGGCGUUUUUGUUGCUGCAUUUUUAUUAUUUUGUUCUGUGUUCAAGCUUCUAUCAUCCCUCCCUGCUCUGCUUGUUUGGAGGAAGAGCAAAAUGCCCUUUUACUACUGAUCAACUACCCAAAAGAAUCUUUUUCACCAUCUUCCAACUUAAUUACCAACAAAGAGAUUCAUGCUACUGAUUGCUGCAAUUGGACAUAUGCCGUCGAGUGCAGCAACAUUACAGGCCGUGUAACCCUUAUUGAUCUUUAUAGGUUGUUCUAUUGGUACUCGGGGGAUUCAGCUUGGAGUAGUAUAGGAUCAGAAUAUUGGUACUUGAAUACCUCUUUGUUUCUUCCCUUUCAAGAGCUCAAGUCUUUGUAUUUGUUCGGUAACAUAUAUAAUUUGAGGGUAUCAAAAGAAGGUUUCGAAAGAUUGUCUGGUUUGACCAACCUGGAGAAGCUUUCCUUGAACUAUAUUCCCUUCAAUGAAAGCAUCUUGCCAUCCCUUGCCAAGAUUACAUCGCUUAAGAUACUAUCUUUGAGUGGAAUAUUCAAGGAAUGGGAUUACGAAGCUGCUAAUUAUAAUAAUAGCGAAGGUUUUGAAAGAUUGUCUGCUUUGAGCAAGCUGGAGGAGCUUUACUUGGGUGGGAAUGACUUCAAUGAAAGCAUCUUGCCAUCCCUUGGCAAGAUUACAUCGCUUAAGAAACUAUCUUUGAGUUACAAUAAGAUUACUGGAAGGGUCCCAAUUAGCCAGUUAGGUUUUACAAUGAGUAAGCUAGAGGAGCUCUACUUGACUGGUAAUUAUAACAUCACAGACUUGGGAUUCAUUUGUAAGAUUGCAAUAUCGCUCAAGAAACUACAUUUGAGUGAUAUUGCUUACUUGAAUGGGGGAAUUAAUAUCCAGAGUUUUGAAAGAUUGUCUUGUUUGAGCAAGCUGGAGGAGCUUUACUUGGAUGGGAAUGACUUUAAUGAAACCAUCUUGCCAUCCCUUGGCAAGAUUACAUCGCUUAAGAAACUAUCUUUGAGUUCCAAUAAGAUUACUGGAAGGGUCCCAAUUAAUAAAGGUUUUACAAUGAGUAAGCUAGAGGAGCUUUACUUGGAUUAUAAUAACUUCACAGACAUGAGAUUCAUUUGUAAGAUACCAUCUCUCAAGAAACUAUAUUUGGGAGAAGCUAAGUUGAAUGAGGAAAUUAAUAUUCAGGAGCUUGGAAAACUAAAGAACCUACAAGAGUUGUAUUUGGAUGAUUCAUCCAUCGACAAAAGCUUUCUUCGUAAAGUUGGAGUGAUGACUUCUCUUAAUGUAUUAUCAAUGAGUACUUGUGGACUCAAUGGCAGCUUAUCCAACCAAGGCUGGUGUGAACUCAAGAAUCUACAAGAGUUAAACCUUGGUCAUAAUCAUUUUGAAGGGAGAUUACCUUCUUGUUUAGCAAACAUGACAACACUUCGAGCAUUGAAUCUCGCAUUCAAUAACUUCAACCAAAGCAUUUCUCACUCUCCCAUACUUAGUUUGCAGUCACUUGAGUACCUUUCUCUGUCAUAUAACACACUUGUUGAUGAAACAGACUCUCAAAGUUGGACUUCAUACUUUCAGUUGAAGCUUCUGUUGUUGUCAAGUAGCCUUGCUAGAAGACCCACUAGAACGAUUCCCAGAUUCCUUCAUUACCAAUAUAAGUUACAAGCAAUUGAUCUCUCGCACAAUAAUUUGGUUGGAAAGUUUCCCACUUGGUUGCUAGAGAACAAUACAAGAUUGGAGAUUCUUAAUUUAAGGAAUAACAAUUUCAUAAACCCUUUCCAAGUACCCUAUCAUCCUAAUCCCCAUAUUCGAAAAAUAGAUAUUUCGAAUAAUGAUCUAGGAGGUCCAAUUCCGACAAACUUGGGUUUAGUUUUUCCCAAUUUAGUGCAUUUAAACAUGUCUAAAAAUGCGUUUGCAGGCAUAAUUCCAUCUUCUUUAGGUAAUUUAGUUUCCUUGAUGACUUUGGACUUGUCUAGCAAUCAUUUGUCAGGAACAAUACCAGACCAUUUGGGAAUGGGUUGCCUCAAUUUGAAAUACCUCAAAUUGUCAAAUAAUAAUUUAAGUGGGCAAUUAUUUCCAGCCAUAAAUAAUCUAAGAGGUCUUGAGCUUUUGUAUUUGGACCACAACCAAUUUUCCGGAAAGAUCCCAUAUAGCUUAUCCAGUAGUACUCGCUUGAUGGCAUUUGAUUUUAGUAGCAACUCUUUGUCAGGCAAGCUUCCAAGAUGGAUUGGCAACAUGACCAACUUGGUUCAAAUUGUUAUGGCCAAAAACCAACUUGAAGGUCCUAUUCCGAUUGAGUUAUGCAAAGUCAAAGACAUCAUAUUUCUUGACCUUUCCGAGAAUAAUUUGUCUGACUUCAUACCACUGUGCUUCAAUUCAUUGGGCAUCAAACAUGUUCAUCUGGGAAAAAAUAGGCUAAGUGGUCCCAUUACAAGUGCAUUCAAGAAUAGCUCUGCUCUGGUAACAUUAGAUCUUAGAGAUAACUGCCUAACUGGCAACAUUCCAGAUUGGAUCGGAAACCUCUCAUCAUUGAGCAUCCUCCUCUUGAAAGCUAAUCACUUGCAAGGAAUGAUUCCAAUUCAAAUAUGCCUUCUUGGAAACUUAACCAUACUGGAUCUUUCAAAUAAUAAUUUUACUGGUCCAAUACCUCAUUGCUUGAGCAACAUUAGUUUUGGGGCAACUAACCAAAAAUCCGAUCUAGGAAGUUUCAGCUCUUAUUUUUUUAUUGGAGCCUUGAUAUACUUGGAGACAGAGGCAAAAGUAAUUUUUGAAAAUUUUGAUAAUUAUGAUAUUUUCCAGAAUGUGGAUGCACAACAAGAAGUAGAGUUCACAACAAAGAGAAAUACUUACUCCUACAAGGUCGGUGAUAUCCUCAAUUUGUUGUCUGGAAUAGACCUCUCAUGCAAUUGUUUAUCUGGUGAAAUUCCACUUGAGCUUGGAUACUUGAGCAACAUCCGUGCGCUGAACUUAUCGCACAACAAUCUAAUCGGAUCAAUCCCCACAACAUUCUCAAACCUAAAAGAAAUAGAGAGCUUGGAUCUCUCCCACAAUAAGUUGAAUGGCAGCAUUCCCCCUCAACUUAUAGAGUUAAACUUUCUAGCUGUGUUUAGCGUGGCUGACAAUAAUUUAUCGAGCAGAACACCAGAAAGAAAAGGUCAAUUCGGAACCUUCGAUGAAAGCAGUUAUACGGGGAAUCCUCUUUUGUAUGGACCUCCACUACUUAAUACUUGGAACAAAACUGGAUUGCCAUCUAAAGAUAAGGGAGAAGAAAGUGGUGGUUUCAUUGACAUGGAUUUUUUCUGCAUAAGUUUUGGUGUGUCUUACACAAUUGUGUUGUUGGGAAUUGUUGCAGUUCUAUAUAUAAAUCCUUAUUGGCGUCAGGUGUGGUUUAGCUUCAUUGAAGUGUGCAUUACCAAGUCUUGUUAUUUUUUUGGUUGUGAUUUCUUGUAAGUUGUCCUGAACUUUGUAAAUUAUGUAGCCCUGCAUAAUGAUAUUUGAAAAUGCUUGUAUGCUUGUUCUUGAUUUUCAAAUAUGAGGUUUAUAACUUUUGAUAAACCUUUAUCGA
Messenger RNA from Juglans regia (Persian walnut), 3615 nucleotides. Its product is annotated as receptor-like protein 15. Gene Ontology annotation, molecular function: protein binding. Bases 48 to 3500 code for a protein of 1150 amino acids. The transcript is spliced from 8 exons. Lineage: Eukaryota; Viridiplantae; Streptophyta; Magnoliopsida; Fagales; Juglandaceae. The record is from RefSeq and is a predicted model, not a curated record.